Messenger RNA from Pecten maximus, 2922 nucleotides. Its product is annotated as death-associated protein 1-like. Gene Ontology annotation, biological process: negative regulation of autophagy; cellular response to amino acid starvation; apoptotic signaling pathway. The transcript is spliced from 4 exons. Lineage: Eukaryota; Metazoa; Mollusca; Bivalvia; Pectinida; Pectinidae. The coding region runs from base 112 to 429 and encodes 105 amino acids. Gene Ontology annotation, molecular function: death domain binding. The record is from RefSeq and is a predicted model, not a curated record.
AUUGUCCCAUUGGUCUUCCAUACCCAGAAGAAACACAAACCACGUAAACAUUUACUGAAUAAGAGCUCGAUUUUCGGUCUAGAAGUUCAUCGUUUGCUGAGCACAAAAGAGAUGUCAUCUGCAGAAGGGGCGGAUUUGAAAGGAGGACAUCCUCCUGCAGUGAAGGUUCAAGGUAUGCGUGUGGUUCAACACAAGGAGGGGAAAGACAAGCCAUCAGAACCACUGACAAAGGAGGAACAGGAGGAGUUUGGAACUAGUCCUCCUAAAGCUGAUACCCAUCACCAGUCAGUGAUAGUUGGAGGGACAGUGACACAGGGAGAUAAAGAUUUUCCCCCAGAAGCCGUAAAGCAUUAUCACAACAAGCCACUACCCACUCAUGAUUCCCGUGCGCCUGUGAAAAAUGUCCACAACAUCCACCAGCCUCGUUGAACUAAAUGAAAAUGAUAUCAUUCUAGUCUCGUAUUGAACUUGAGCUGGGACUCGUUCACAGAAUAUGAGAAGAAAAAAGACACUUUGGUUGAGGGAAAAGAUAGAAUAAAAUUAUUGAAUUGAAAUUUAAACAAAGAACUUCAAACUGAAGGAAAUGAGAUGUGUUGAAAACAGUAUUUAGAAAGAAAACAAAAUUAAUUGUAGAUGAUCAUUGAUAAAUGGACAUCUUACAUUACAAUAACGGUAAAGAAUGAAAAUAAAAAUCUGAAAGUUGUUAAUCGCUAGAUACACUUUGUAAACUGGUAAUUAAUAUAUCUGUUUUGAAAAUGACGGAUAAACAGUUAAAAUUACAAAUGUGAAGUUUAUCAAGGACAGAAAAGUCUUUAAAAAGUUUAUUUACACAUGUAUCUAGUAAAUAGUGCUAAUAAACAGAAUGUAAGAUAAACAGAUGCUUGUUUUGUUUCGAUGUUAAAAACAUCUGAUAUGUAACCCAAUCCAGAUGUAUUUUUAUGAAUGUAUGGUUUAACCAAAACAUCUAUUCCUUUACAUAUAUUUUGAAAAAAAAAACAGUUGUCAAAAUUCAUAAUAAAACUUUACCCAGGAUAAUUUAUAAAAUUAGAAAAGAUUUAAACCGCAGAAAUGGAAAAAAAUUGAAAUUCAAAUGUUUCUUUAGAAUGUGAAUUUGGGGAAUUGGUGUUAAUAUGCUGAUCGGGCAAAGAAAUCAACAGUGACACUGUAAUUAUAGGAGGUCGAGUGUGAAACCAGAGCGUUUAUCUACUGCUGACAUUUAACUGUACAUUGUAUCUAUUAAAUCAUGCAUUUAUUUUUUUGCGGCCAAAGUGUAAAAUUGUCUUUCGGUUGUAAAGAAUAUGCUUUUAACACAUUUAGUUUUGUUAUAAAAAUUACGAGGUACCAGUAUGUAGAAAUAUUCAGAUGAAAGUUAAGGCUUCAGUAAUCCAUAGGUUAAAAUCAUGGACACUUUUUUUGUCUAAGGCUAUCUAUAUUUGUCAUGUAUUUUUGAAUCAAUUUGUCCUCAAAUUUGUACAGACUUUUUCUUUUCUUCUUUUCUGAAAUAAUGGUAAGGGAUUGUUUGUUUUUCUUUUGAUGCCCCUGUGUUCUGAGUUUUAAAGUUUCAAAGAUUUUUCUUGCUUGUUCGUUUUUUUUUUUUUUUUCAAAGUUUGUGUAUUAAAUCAGACCUUAUUCUUUUCUGUUUCUGUCAUGAAUUUCUGAGAUGUAUUUCUGAUUAGGAUUUUUAGGUUUUGUUUUUUAUUUUGCAUCAUGAUACGCAAUGAGGGUUAUAUAUUUUGAAAUGUGAAUAAUUUGGUUUAAUUUUCUUAUUCUAAAAGCGAUAAAAUGUUUUUUACCCUUUAAACUGGAACUAUGACCACCAAAAUAUGAUCAACCCCACGUCUAUGUACUGCAAUUUAUCAUCAGGAGAAAAUUCAGUUAGUUGGCCAUAUUUUAAUGCCUUAUAUUACAGAAACUUCACAACAGUUGAUUAUACCUGCAUGAACUGAUUUUAGAUGUUAUAAUCAUCAUGUCUGUUAAAAUACAGUUUUGAUACAAUCAGAAUGCUGUUAUUGGUUUGUUCUUAAUUGUGUUAAUUGUAAUUCAUCUGAAAGUGAAAAGAAAAUAGAUUUUGUUGUUGUUGAAAUUUUUGGGGGAAAAAACAUGCUAUGAUAUUUUAUUAAAAUUUUAGAAUAAAGUUUAAAUGUGUUGUACAUUACAAAAAUGCAAUCAUGUUCUCUCUUCAGGGUUUUAAGCGUGGUACGAUGGAUGUAGAGUAUUCAGGCGUAAUUUAUUAUGCUUUAUCAUAUGUGUAGUUAUUUCAGAUUGGUGAAAUUAUCAAGCAAGAAUUUGGAUAAAUUUGUUAGCUUUGUGCUUUAAUAUAUAGAUAUCUGAUGUAAGCUGUCUACUCAGAAAAAGUAGCGGAGCUUUACUAGUCUUCCUGUACAAGUCACAGUACAUUGUAUUCUUUUGGGCAUUUCCUUUUUCUUUAUAAAGUUGACGAGAUGAAAUCUAGAAAUUGACAGAGCCAUAUAGCUAUAUAGGCGAUAAACCAGUAAUUCACUAGAUUUGGCCUCGUUACAUCUCUCAACACUAUUUAUGGACAGAAAUAUUCUGAAGGAUGAUGCUUAUGUGUUUAUUGAUGUUUUUCACAUUUUGACAUAUCAAUUGUUUUACUUUGCUUUAAAAAUUUUUUUUUAUUUCAUUUCUAUUUUAAGACAAUGUCUGGAAUUGCAUUUGUAUACAGUAUUAUGAUACAGUUGUAUUUUUCAUUUUUGAGACAAGAAUUUCUUGUAUAUAAGUAUGCAAUAAUAGAUACAUUUUUGAGAUUUUGGUUGACAUAUACAAUAGCACACUACUUAAUGGACAAAUUCAGAAAGAAAGUAUUACACUCGCGUACAUUUCAGUGUUAUAGACUGGAUUCAAACCUUAAUUCUUGUGUAAUAAGCUAUCGCUCAAAAUAAAAAAAUAUUCUUACAAUCAAAA